Morus notabilis is the source of this 1446-nucleotide messenger RNA. Its product is annotated as E3 ubiquitin-protein ligase CHFR. Gene Ontology annotation, cellular component: nucleus. The transcript is spliced from 15 exons. Gene Ontology annotation, molecular function: ubiquitin-protein transferase activity. Lineage: Eukaryota; Viridiplantae; Streptophyta; Magnoliopsida; Rosales; Moraceae. Bases 4 to 1395 code for a protein of 463 amino acids. The record is from RefSeq and is a predicted model, not a curated record. Gene Ontology annotation, biological process: protein ubiquitination; ubiquitin-dependent protein catabolic process; mitotic cell cycle checkpoint signaling.
GCGAUGGCGGAAGUCGGAGAAAGCUCGGGCGCAAAAUCCCCUCAAGAAAUCUGGGCAAAGCUCGUUCCAUCUGACUCAAGACAUUCAGAUGUUGAGAUCAAGUCCGACGAGAUUGUCAUAUGCUCGGUGAUCAGGCUGUCGUCUUUUGACGAGCAUGCAUGGUGCACAAUCAAAAGAAAUUCGGAUUUGUGUUCUGCUACUUUGCAAAAUAAGAGUUCAACUGCAAUCCUUGCUGAUGAGGCUGUUAUUCACAAUGGGGACACUAUCGAUAUUAGGUGCGGAAGUGAAAUUAUACCUGGUCCUGAUAGAGAAGGGUAUUUGAGAUACAGAUUCAAAGUAAUGCCCAGACCUGAAACCAGUCAGAAGCAAUUAAAGAUAUGCAUAGAUGUUGAUCAUGCAAAAUGCAGCAUUUGCUUAAGUGUAUGGCAUGACGUUGUCACUGUUGCUCCUUGCUUUCAUAACUUCUGCAAUGGAUGUUUCUCGGAAUGGCUAAGGAGAUCACAAGAGAAACGUUCAAGUGUUCUUUGUCCUCAAUGUAGAGCAGUUGUACAAUUUGCUGGAAGAAACCACUUUUUGCAUUACAUUGGGGAGGAUAUACUGAAAGCUGACUCUUCUCUAAAACGUUCUGAUGAAGAAGUUGCAACUUUAGAUUCAUGUGCAUCAAUACAAUCAAAUCUCGUCAUUAAGAGUGGAAAAAAGUUGGGCAGGAAAAGGUCUUAUUCACCAUUGCAUGAAGAUGAUCAUAGCGUAGAACUUCCAUGCCCUCAAUGCGGUACUGAAUCUGGCGGAUUUCGCUGCGACCAUAACACUAUACAUUUACAAUGUCAUGCAUGUGGAGGAAUGAUGCCUUCCCGACCACCCGCAACUACUGUACCACAGCACUGUUUGGGGUGUGAUCGGGCAUUUUGUGGUGCUUAUUGGCAUGCUCAUAGAGUGACAGGAACGGGUUCGCAUGCUAUGUGCAGGGUCGAGACUUUUCAACCAAUCUCAGAACGUACUAUCUCUAGAAUUCCAUUUUGGGCACAUGAAAAGAAUCGGCAUGAGCAAGAUAUCACAGAGAAGUGUAUAAGACAGAUGGGCAGAACAUUGCAGGAUGUUAUUACAGAAUGGAUUACAAAGUUUAACAACCGAGAGAUUGAUCGGACGAGGAUGCCACUUAAUCAUGCUGAGAGGAUUACAUCUGGGACCCAUCUAUGCAAUGAUUGUUACGAGAAAUUGGUCUCAUUUCUGUUGUAUUGGUACCGGAUAUCAAUGCCUAAAAAUCUUCUCCCGCCGGAUGCAUUGGCAAGGGAAGAUUGCUGGUAUGGAUACGCAUGCCGGACGCAGCACCACAACGAAGAACACGCCCGCAAAAGAAAUCACGUCUGCCGUCCAACUAGGGGUUCUAACUUCUAACACCUAAUAAUAUGAUAUACAUUACAUACUUUUUAUUGUUAGGUCUGUUUC